AUUCACACAUCACUUGGUUCCACCUCUUGUAAAUUGAUGUUUCUAAUUGGACAAUGAAAUGAGUCUAUACUUGGUGUAUAAAAUAAGACUAUAAGAAUAACUUAGAUAUGCUUUAUUAUAAUUGACGGCAAGUUGGCAAUUGACAAUUGACAAGCUCCUGUGAUGCCUCCUUCACAACUGUGAGCUGCACUUCCCACAACUCUGACUGUCCAUCUCUCUCCGUUUCCCUGUGGGCAUCUCCCUGCUUCCCGUGUCUGCCAUCCCCCUGCUGUUUGACUCAUGCAUGCCAUUUCAGCCUCUUCCAUCUCUGUUUUAGGCCUCGGCCACGGAAGCUGACCGUUCCUGCCCGGGCAACAGGCUUUUGCCGUUCUUGCAAUUCAUGCAGAAUUGAGACUUGAAACGCAAGCAGGCUGCUGCUUCUGUCUGUCUUUCUUUCUUCCUCAAUUCCAGAAGGUCUACCACGCAGUCCAGAUCGCGACUGCCCUUGCGUUCCUUGUCAUUUUGAGGAAAGCAGUGAGGUUUGUGUGAUACCAUUCCUGCAGCAGAGAAGAAGGGUAAAAACAGCACACAUAGUAGGAGAUUGCACUGUAGAUGGAGUACGCUUGGCCUGGCUUGUACGACGCCGGAGACGCCGUCCGCAGGGCGGCGUCACUAUCCGGGCCUUAUCUCCUCUGCGCGUUGGCCUUCUGGUUUCUGUGGGAGCAGCUGUCGUAUCUCCGCAAGAAAGGGCCGCUGCCGGGGCCGCUCUUCGUUGUCCCCUUCCUCGGCAGCGCACUGCCGAUGAUUCUGAACCCUACGGGAUUCUGGUCGCAGCAGGCCACCGUCGCCCGCGACCUCGGCGUCUCCGCCAACUUCCUUGUGGGGCGCUUCAUCGUCUUCGUGCGCUCCACCGAGCUAUCCCACAAGGUGUUCGCCAACGUCCGCCCCGACGCCUUCCACCUCGUCGGCCACCCCUUCGGCAAGAAGCUCUUCGGCGAGCACAACCUUAUCUACAUGUUCGACCAGAAGCACAAGGACCUCCGCCGCCGCAUCGCUCCCAAUUUCACCCCUCGCGCCCUUUCCACCUACAUCGACAUUCAGCAGAGAGUCAUCGUCGCUCACAUCCGCAAGUGGCUCGCCCUCUCCGACUCCUCCCCCAAACCUGUCCCGCUCCGCAUCCUCUGCCGCGAUCUCAACCUCGAGACCUCGCAGACCGUCUUCGCAGGGCCCUACCUCACCCCGGCCGCGCGCGAGCAGUUCAACCGCGACUACAACCUCUUCAACGUCGGCCUCAUGGCCAUCCCCUUCGACCUCCCCGGCUCCGCCUUCCGCAACGCGCGCCUCGCCGUCUCCCGCCUCGCCCAAACCCUCUCCGGCACUGUCGCCCUAAGCAAAUCUAGCAUGCGAUCCGGCGCCGAGCCCACCUGCCUCAUCGAUUUCUGGAUGCAGGACUCCCUGCGCGAGAACGCGGAGGCUGAGGCCGCCGGCAAGCCGCCUCCACAGGAGUCGAGCGACAUCGAGAUCGGCGGCCACCUGUUCGACUUCCUAUUCGCGGCGCAGGACGCGUCGACGUCGUCUCUCCUAUGGGCGGUGGCGGCGCUGGAUGCUCACCCGGAGGUCCUCGCAAGGGUACGAGCGGAGGUCUCGGCGCUAUGGUCGCCCGAGUCAGGGCUCCCGAUCACGGCGGAGCAAAUCCGGAAGAUGCGGUACACGGAGGCGGUGGCGCGGGAGGUAGUGCGGUACCGACCGCCGGCGACGAUGGUCCCGCACAUCGCCAGCGAGCCGUUCCAGCUGACGGAGUGGUACACGGUUCCAAAGGGCGCGAUCGUGUUUCCAUCAGUAUUCGAGUCGUCGUUCCAGGGCUUCACGGAGCCUGAGCGAUUCGAUCCGGAGCGGUUCUUCUCGGAGGAGCGGGCGGAGGACCGCGUCUACAAGCGCAACUUCCUGGCCUUCGGGGCGGGCGCGCACCAGUGCGUGGGGCAGCGCUACGCCAUCAACCACCUCCUCCUCUUCAUCGCCCUUUUCGUCUCCCUCGCCGACUUCAAGCGCCACCGCACCGACGGCUGCGACGACAUCGCCUACGUUCCGACUAUCGUGCCCCGUGACGACUGCACCAUCUUCUUGGGCCCGCGCCGGGUCCCGCCGUCUUAGCCAAUCCCCGCGUCUGUAAUUCUUGGGUGGAUAAUUGUUAAUUGAUUGGGUGUUUACUUCAUGUUAACGACAAGUGUCAUUCGUUCUGUUCAGUCUGCGUGCUGCAUCGUUUUCUUGUAUGGGCCAUUUUAUUAGUUUUUAA
Molecule: messenger RNA, 2272 nt
Organism: Zingiber officinale
Lineage: Eukaryota; Viridiplantae; Streptophyta; Magnoliopsida; Zingiberales; Zingiberaceae
Product: cytochrome P450 710A11-like
Exons: 2
Coding region: 592-2130 (512 amino acids)
Biological process (GO): sterol metabolic process
Molecular function (GO): heme binding; monooxygenase activity; oxidoreductase activity, acting on paired donors, with incorporation or reduction of molecular oxygen
Source: RefSeq, a predicted model, not a curated record